Microthlaspi erraticum is the source of this 597-nucleotide messenger RNA. The record is from the annotation of a GenBank genome assembly. NCBI's taxonomy places the organism in Eukaryota, Viridiplantae, Streptophyta, Magnoliopsida, Brassicales, Brassicaceae.
AUGGGAGUGAUCGUGUUCUCUCCCGGUGGUAAAGUGUUUUCUUUCGGUAAUCCAGAUGUUAGAUCUGUGAUUGACGGUUUCAGAAAUCAUACCCGUAAUCCUUUUCUAUUUGCUGAAAAUGGUCCCAAUGCAACUGUCGAGGGUCUCAACAAUGUACUCACUCAGGAGACAGCAAAGCUUGAAGCGAAGAAAGAAAAGAAGAAAUAUUUGGAGCAAAUAAGGAGCCAGAGAACAGGAUCGGAGAAAUGGUGGGAACUUCCUCCAAGUCAACUUAACUUAAGUCAAACGACUCGUCUAAUCAACGCUCUGGAAAAGAUAAAGAUGGAUUUGGAGAGUCAACGGCCCCAACCCGUACAAGCAACUGCUCCGCAGAAUUACCAUGACGGAAGUUUCAACAACAAUGUUCAAGGUGGUAAUAUCGAUACUUUCGACCAAAGAAGCAUGAUCGAUAUGAAUGCUUUCAACUAUAAUCCCAACAUGGUGAUACCUAAUCACGGACCAGUGCUUGGAUUCAACAAUAACAGCAAUGUUAUCGAUCAGGUGUCUGAUCCGAGGAACAAUAUGACUUGGCCUGAGUACAACCACAACCCAUACUAA